GUUAUUUUUGUUGAAUUUCCCUUGGUUUUCGUCAAAAUGGCCGACACAAACGCCCCGAAGGGUCUUUCCAGCAAGAUCCAAAACAAGCGCAAGAGACAAGCAGACGAUGCUGCUCCCAAACAGGAAAAGCCCGAGGCCACAGGAACACCUGCAGAGGGGGCAGCCAAGAAGAAGCAGAAAAAGAACAAGAGCAAGAAGAAGCAGGCCGAGCACGACGGAGAGCAGUCAUCACGCAAAGACGGCAUUGAUGAGUCGAUCGGCAAGAUGGACGGCCGAUUGCUUGGCGAUCACUUUGCGCAGAAGGCUAAGAGACACGAGAAGGAGCUUUCUGCAGUGGAGCUGAGUGAUCUUUCGGUCCCAGAUACCGCAUUCCUCGAUACCUCUUCCUUUACCUCCCCCCGAAAGUUGGAACAGCUCCCAGAAUUCUUGAAGUCCUUCAGCCCUAAGAGUGCUGAUCUUUCCAAGGCGUCUGAGAAAGUUGGUACUCCCCACACACUAGUUAUCUCAGGUGCUGCCCUGCGAGCUGCUGAUGUUGUGCGGGCACUCCGCUCUUUCCAAACCAAGGAAAGCAUUGUAGGGAAACUAUUCGCGAAGCACAUCAAGCUGGAGGAAGCUAAGCAGUUCCUUACACGUGCUCGGUCUGGCAUCGGAGCUGGAACUCCUACCAGAGUAUCUGAUUUGAUCGAGUCUGGUGAGCUGAUUCAGUUGAAAUUUUUAUCCGUCGAAGCACAUGCUGACCAUCCGUUACUAGGAACUCUCAAAUUGGACGAGCUAGAACGUAUUGUCAUUGAUGGAUCACACAUUGACCAAAAGCAACGAGGAAUUUUCGAUAUGAAGGACACGCACAUGCCGCUGUUGAAGCUGCUCACUCGGCCGGAACUGCGCGAGCGCUAUGGGGCAUCAAAGAAGGGUGUGAAGAUCUUGGUAUUCUAA
Molecule: messenger RNA, 933 nt
Organism: Penicillium soppii
Lineage: Eukaryota; Fungi; Ascomycota; Eurotiomycetes; Eurotiales; Aspergillaceae
Exons: 3
Cellular component (GO): 90S preribosome; nucleus
Source: RefSeq, a predicted model, not a curated record